AAAAUUAUGUCCUAAUUUAGCAGCAAUAAAGCCCUACACUGGGCCUAAAUUGCAUUGCGGAAACAGUUCAAAUUGCUGCCGUUCCCAAACUUGAGCUACCAAAACAAAUAAAUUUUGUGUUUUAAGGGUAAGUUUCUGGCAUGCACUUAUUCACUUUGUGUUAUAAGCGGAUCGCGUAGACUUCAAAUGUGCUAUGUGGUUUGCUGAAAUCCAAAGCCUAAGCCUCCAAACAAAUGUGUAAUAACUGGAAGUACCCGAGUUUUCAAGCUCAUUGAUUUCUGUUUGACAUAUUGGUGGCUUUCAUGAAAUUCAGCUCCACCAUUCCGUUCCCAUGCGUUCAUACUUGGUUCAAAUCACUUCCACAAUUGCCGAGCUUGCAAAAUCAGGAAGCAUAUUGUUGGCUCGCAAGUUGUUCGAUGAAAUGCCUCAUAGAGAUACAAUCGCGUGGAAUGCAAUGAUAAGCGCAUAUUCGUAUCUGACCUUCUACCAAGAAGCACUCUCAUUGUUUAGCAGCAUGAGAGUUAGCAAUGUAGAGCACGAUCACUUCACUCUCACCGCUGUGUUAAGUGCCUGUGGGGGAGUAAAAGAUAUAAAAUAUGGGCGAAGGCUUCAUGCUCUUGCUAUUGUUUCAGGGUGCAAUUCAUUCUUGCCUGUGAAUAAUGCGUUCACUGAUAUGUAUGGCAAAUGCUUAAGUGCUCAAGAAGCGCAUAAAGUGUUUGAGGAGAUGGCGUUUAGGAAUGAAGUUUCUUGGUGUUCGCUAUUGUUUGCUUAUGUAAAUGUUGGUCUUCUUGAUGUUUCACGUAGCAUUUUUUAUGAUAUGCCGAGAAGAGUGGUUAUAGCUUGGAAUACUGUUAUUGCUGGUUACGCAAAGUGGGGCGAAGCCGAAAUUUGUUUAGAUUUCUUUAAGAAGAUGUUGGAGGAUUCUUGCUGCCCUGACAAGUGGACUUUAAGCGCAGUUAUGAAUGCUUGUUCUGAAAUGACCGCACCAUGUUAUGGUUGUAUGCUGCAUGGUUUUAUCAUCCAAAGUGGCUGGAAUUCUGCACUGGAGGUUAAUAAUUCAGUUCUUAGUUUCUACGUAAAAUUUGGUGAGGAAGAUGAGGUUCUAAGGGCAGUUGAGGCUGUUGGAAUGUUUAAUGAGGUCUCUAGGAAUCUUAUUAUUGAUGCUUAUAUGAAGCUAGGUAAUCUUGAGGAGGCAUAUCUUGUGUUUGGGUGUGCGCCCGGGAGAAAUCUUAUAUCAUGGACAUCAAUGAUAACUGGAUGCAGGAGAAAUGGGCAUGGAGAACAUGCUAUAAGGUGUUUUAUUGACCUGAUGGGAAGUGGUAUUCAACCGGAUGAUGUUGCGUUUGGAGCCGUUUUACAUGCUUGCUCUAACUUGGCGACACUCAACCAUGGAAGAAUGGUCCAUAGCUGUGUGGUUCGGUCUGGUUUUCAUGCUUAUGCUUAUGUUGGCAACGGCCUGGUGAACAUGUAUGCUAAAUGCGGGGAUAUUUGCAGUUCGCAUAGAGCUUUUAAUGAUGUUCUUUACAAGGACUUGGUUUCGUGGAACACAAUGUUGUUUGCAUUUGGAUUGCAUGGCCGCUCUGUCCAAGCUCUACUUGUUCUUGAAGAAAUGGUAGCCUCCGGGGUGAAGCCAGACAAGGUAACAUUCAUAGGUUUAUUGAUGACAUGUAGCCACUUGGGGCUGAUUGACGAAGGCCUCUGCUUUUUUGAAUCAAUGACUUCACACUAUGGCCUAUCUCCUGAAAUUGAUCACAUAGCUUGCGUGGUAGAUAUGCUAGGUCGAGGUGGAAAACUGGAAAAAGCAGAAGAAUUAAUGAAUAAAUAUAUAGAAGCAAACAAUGUGAAGGUCAGCUCCUUGGAAGCUCUCCUUGGAUCUUAUUCUUCUCAAGGCGAUUUAACAAUGGGAGCAGAGUUGGCGGAACAGCUGAAGAUUUUGAAGCCUCGUGAUGAGAUGUGCUAUGUGUUGUUGUCAAACUUGUAUUGUGCUAGUGGCGAGUGGAAACAAGCAGAGAUUUUGCGGAAGGCAAUGGCGGUUCAAGGCGUUAAGAAAACACCUGGUUGCAGUUGGAUUGAAGUAAGAAAUCAGGUUACAGCUUUUGUGGCAGGAAGCUAUUCCUUUCCUGAUAUGGAAGAGGUGCAUAUGAUGGUAUAUAUUCUUGAAUCUGAAAUAAGAUAUCCAAUGUCUGUUCUUUGCUCAGAUGGCACAACUUGGAAUUCUUUAGCAUGAGACAUGUUCUACCUGAGUGUAUCAUCCAUAAACAGUCUUGGCUUGUGAUGGUGAAAAUCAGCACAUUUGGAAUAAAAACAAAAAGACGAGAUUCAGUUCUUGAUCAGGUCAGCUUGGUAUGUGUACUAUGGUUUUUCAGAAGCUCACGAUGCUUAUUAAGCAAACUGAAGUAUAUUAUACUCACUUUAAGAAAACAUUAACGGGGGACAGAAGGGAUACAACUCCAAAAUGGAACAAGAAAAAUGUCUAUUUGCCACACUAAUUUAUACAAAUUUCUACUACCUUAAAAGCCCCUAGAUGCAGCAUGGAUGCCAAUAGGGUGGGUGGUAUUUACUAAUGUCAACUAGCUGGGGGCUUCAGAAACAAAUAUGCCGUCCCUUUGAAUGCACUUGAACUGUCUGGAGUAGCCGCUGAAUAGACAAACUUUGCAGCAGGGUAGGGGCAUCUAAUAUGUGCCAAGUUCCUGUACUCUUUGCGGACGAGCCAAGUGUGUUUACACUACCAAGAACCAAUAUAUUCAGCCGAUUUCUUGUCUCAGCAAUCGCAAUCAUGCAGGGUUAGACGAUUGAGGAACAUGUACACGCCAGGAAAAUACUUUCAUAUACAAAGAGUUAAGGAGUACAGCAAUUCCAAGUCCCAAGAACGAUGAGAUCAAGAUUGCAUAGAUUGGAGGCAAGUGAA
Messenger RNA from Sesamum indicum (sesame), 2908 nucleotides. RefSeq names its product Tetratricopeptide repeat (TPR)-like superfamily protein. The record is from RefSeq and is a predicted model, not a curated record. Gene Ontology annotation, molecular function: RNA binding; protein binding. Gene Ontology annotation, biological process: RNA modification. Lineage: Eukaryota; Viridiplantae; Streptophyta; Magnoliopsida; Lamiales; Pedaliaceae.